Molecule: messenger RNA, 1020 nt
Organism: Mesorhabditis belari
Lineage: Eukaryota; Metazoa; Nematoda; Chromadorea; Rhabditida; Rhabditidae
Source: the annotation of a GenBank genome assembly
AUGCAAAUCUUGCCGGAUCAAGCCGACGCGUCGAUCAAGAAAUUGGCAACGAGAGCGAAGUGGGGAGUACAAAUGACGGGAAUUCUCAAUGAUUUCCAAUUGGAUCAUUUCAUAAACUUUACUGUUAAAUGGAAGAAAAGUUAUCAUAGUGAAGAAGAGGUACAGAAAAGAGCAAAAAUUUGGAAAGAAAAUAAAAAAGAAAUUGAUGAGGAAAAUAAAAAAGCGAGGGGGUAUAAAUUGGGCGAGAAUCUCUUCACCGAUAUGGACGAUGAUGAGAAAGCGAAGUACGUGAUGGACAUCAACACAGCGAAUGCUGGCGAUGAAGCGAUUAAGAAAAUUGCGAAACGAGGGAAAAGAGCCGCGAUCACUUAUGUUGGCGAGUUGAAAGAUUGGCGUAGACCGGCGUGGAUGCCUGCGAUCAGAGAUCAGGGAUCGUGUGGAUCGUGUUAUGCUUUUGCUGCAAUCAAUGCAAUCGAAGUUCAAUGGAAUUCCCUUGGUCAUACGGCUCAAUUCUCGGAACAGCAAAUCGUGGAUUGCACUGGAGACAACUAUGGUUGCGGGGGUGGAUGGCCGGAGAGAGUUUUCAACUAUUCGUAUUAUUACGGUAAUGCUGGACGUGGCGUUUAUCCGUACACAGGGAAGAAAGGAGUUUGCAGAGGGACGGCAAGGUCGUACAUUGUGUCAAAUUGGUACCAUUUGACAACGCUCGCCCAAAUGGUCUCCUACAACUAUUGGUAUGGGCCGAUUGCGUUCAGCAUCAACGUGCCCAGCUCUCUUUAUUCGUACGUUGGCGGGAUCUUCUAUCCACCACAAAGCACUUGUACAAGCAUUGUCAACAGAGGAGCUCAUGCCAUGUCGAUUGUUGGAUACGGCGCUCAAAACGGUGUUCCUUAUUGGAUCGUAAGGAACUCGUGGGGUGCGAGCUGGGGUGAAGGUGGAUAUUUCAGGAUGCGUAAAGGUGUAAACAAUUGUGGAAUGGAGAAACGCGGUGUUUACAUCCCUUUCGUUUACGGGCAAAGC